GGCUGGGUUUGAUCGCUCAAUAUCCAUCCCUUGGCCGGACGAGAGCGCCUGAGAACAGCGGCUCCAGACGAGGGCACGAAUCAACCCUUCCUUCUUUUGCGUCCUCGCCCGCGCCACUGUUCCAUCGGGAGACGAACAAGAUUAACUGGAGGAGCCGGAGGACCCGUGUUGGAACAGGGAUUCGCACGUCGAACGUUCGCAGUGGUACGCGAGGGAGCCAACCCGAUCGCUCUCUGCAGCUUUCGUCUGAACCAUCGGAAUGGAGGGCAAGAAAGUCGAGCAGUAUUACUCGCCGCCGCCAAAACUCGGCAAAUGGGAAGGUUUUAGGAUCUUUGUAUGGAACUCCGAGACUGGACAAUUCCUGGGCCGUACGGGCGCCAGUUGGGGCAAGAUCUUGUUAUUCUACGUUAUUUUCUACGCGGUGCUGGCUGGUUUUUUUGGCGCAAUGCUGACCGUUUUCUAUCAGACGUUGAAGCCGAACGAGCCGAAAUGGCUGCUGAAUGACUCGUUGAUUGGAAGCAAUCCUGGACUUGGUUUCAGGCCUAUGCCACCGUCAUCUAAUGUCGACAGUACCUUGAUCUGGUACAAGGCCAGCGACGAAGGUAACUUCUUGCAUUGGACCAGGGAAUUGGACAAGUUCCUCGAAGAGUACCAAAAGACAGCAGCGAACGCGAAUAACGCCCAGAAUAGGAUGAUUUGCGACUACGGGAAAACACCACCGGAGGGCAAGGUUUGCGACGUAGACAUGGGUACGUGGGGACAAUGCACGAAGGAACACAAAUAUGGAUACAAUAAAUCCGCCCCUUGCAUUUUCCUGAAGCUGAACAAGAUCUUCGGAUGGGUGCCCCAGAUAUACAACGACACGUCGCAAUUGCCCAGCUCCAUGCCGGUCGAUCUUCAAUCACACAUCAAGCAGGAGGAAAUGGCCAAUAGGAUGAACACUAUUUGGGUAUCGUGUGCUGGUGAAAAUCCAGCUGAUAUUGAGAAUAUGGGUCCGAUUCAGUACCUUCCACGUCGUGGCUUCCCUGGCUAUUAUUUCCCCUUCAAAAAUAAUCCAGGAUACCUCAGCCCUCUCGUGGCUGUCUUCUUCGAGAAGCCUAAAUAUGGCGUGAUAAUCAAUAUCGAAUGCAAGGCCUGGGCGAAGAACAUAUUCCACGACAGAGUCGAGAGGCGCGGCUCGGUACACUUCGAGCUAAUGGUGGAUUAAACGCAACACUUGCCACCUUUUGUAAGACCACUACCAACUGCGUCCAAGAAAAAGUAGGAGGAAGGAGAAUAAGACAAAUUUCUUUUUUAAUCAAUCUCGCUGGCGGAUCGUGACCACUCCUUCUUUCCUCCGGUUUUCUCUGCCGACGAUACCGCCCUAGCCGCGCGUUUUAUUAACGUAGAUCCGUCAGAAGCUCACGCUCAUUUCUUCACCAUCCUCAUCUUCGGAGUGAUUCUCUUCAUUGUGAUCUUUAACAUCGUUUUAUUCAUCGUCGCGCUUCUUACUACCAUUAAAGAGGGAAUCGUUCCUCCAAUGAUCGUUGUUCGUGAUUCGUUUCAUUUCUGUCUCACAGUACACACAGACACACAGUUGUAUCUCAUAAAACGACACACGAUGCGUAGGGCCGCCGCGCGAUCACCGUCGUCGCUUCCACGGGCAAUAUAGAAAAAGGUUAUCACAGAACGAAUAGAACGGACCAGUGAAAUUGGCUAUAAUAUAUGUUAAUAUACAAGCUGUAUACACAGGAUGAUACAUGAACUAUUAUGUAUCGGGAUGCACAAAAAAAGAAAAAAAGAAAACACAAGUUCAGCGGAAAAAUUCUGCACAAAACUGAACGGCGGUAUAUCCUUUCUUUCUAUCGGGGGUGAAGGGGAGUGGUCGGUAUUGUCAGGAUCUAAGUAUAUCGUUAAUCGGGGGAACGUAAUUCGUUGGAACGCGUUAAGGAGGUUUCCCUUACUUCUUUGCCUCUUUUGCGACAUUUUUCGCUUCUUUCGUCGUGAUUUUUCUGUUUACGUAAUUGGUCUCGUUGCAAGGCUUUGGGGCGCACGCGUGUACCGUUCUUUUCAUUACUUUUCCUCGAACUCGUCGGUACUCGCCUAGUUGACGAGACCGCUAACGUGUAGGGUACACCGAGGAUAAACUGAUACUCUUAGUUCGUGCCACGUAGACGUAUUAAAGAAAGAGAACAAAAAAAAAAUAAAUAAAUAAAAUAAAACGUAGUGUCUUUACGCCCGUCGGUACGGUGCACCCGGCACGGUGGAACUUUUGAUUUCGAAUUCCACGAAGAAGCUCUCGGACGCGGCUCUCGGGCGAAUCUCGAUCCAAAGUUCCGCCGUUUCGGGGCUGAAUGGUCAGGAAUGUCUGAAGAAUCGAAAUUCACACGCAACGAUAAUGGUGGAUCUAGCAAAAAACGGAGUUUUUCGCUGAGAUGGUCAAAAUUUAUCGAUCUAUUUAUUAUAUGUCCUUAUCUAGAUUCAAAUUUAUUUAUUUACUUCUUUAUUUUUUACCCUUAUCUGGAUCAACGCUUCGAAUAACGAAUGGAUGAUAAGCAGCUAUCGAUGUAUUAUUCGGUCGUUCAAAAUUACCUAUCAGAAUUGUACUGAAGUUUAUCUAGAUUACUGUUCGAGUAACGAAACAGGGAUAAGCAAUUUUUAAUAUGUUAAUUGUUUAGUAAAAAUUACAAUCUGAAUUGUAGGAUUUAAAUUAUAUUUGACGCGGAACGAAGAGAAGCUUAUUCGAAUAAUUGAUCGAAUAAGUGUAAGAAAUAAACUGCGUAAGAAAUUCUGCCCAUCUUUGGUCUGUCGCGCAUAUGUUCGCCACCAAACUCGUUGGAACGAGAGAACGCGUCGUUAAAUGAGGUCGAAGGCUUCGAUUCAACCAUUUAGAGCGUUUCGUGCGGUGGAACUUUUGAUUGAAUGUCCCACAAUCCCUGGAGUGUUUGUAAUAUAUCUCUGUCUUGCCUUGGCGCGUGGAUUGUUGGUAGGAUGCGAUAAAGAAUCAAAAGUAGACUUGAUUCGAUUAACGGAAAACAGAUCUCAGUCGUUUGGUCAAGUUCCAGUUUUGUCGAUACAGAGUUACAUUACUAACACUGCGGUGUAUACAUUGAACAUACUUUAAUGGCGGUAACGUAUAGUAGAGUGGAAAUUAUACUAAUAUGUAUCUUUCGUUAACGGAACCGAAGGAGGCAGACAAAGAUAGAUUUUAAAGGAAAAAGGCAAUGAAAGCGAUGAAUAACUUUUAUCGCCGCUAGUGGAUGGAAAGAAUCGUGUCGAUGAAAGUUUAAUGGAUUAAUAAUCCAACUAGCAGUCGCGACGUGACUGAAACUUUUGCAUGUAUUCGUUUUCUGUUGAAUUACUUUUGAAAUUAAGAAACGAAUCGAUUUGUCCAAUUUUCGUUUGAACGUUAAUCCUGUUACAGAUUAAAGUAACAGUUCCUUCUUGUUACCGCUAUUGAUGUGAGUAAGUGUACACAGACACGCAUACAGACACGAACGUGCGCGUAGGCACUGAAACGCGCGCGCAUACACAUACACAUCGGAUACGCGAGGUUCAAGAAGAGACAAGAGCAGCGGAAAGUACGACGUUGGAUUUCGAUUUGUCGAGAUACAACGCGCAGAUUGCAGGGGAAAAUUUUAAUCAGCCUAGUGAUAACCGUACGACACCGUAUGGAAUAUGUAUUUAUGAUUAUAUUGUACCGCAUGAUAAUAUCUAGCGCUAGUCCAUGCAAUCGUAUAGUCGAUAGGUUGUAUCAUACAGUCUGGAGAUCAGAGGAAUUAUGUUCUAUCUCGGCAUACCUGAUUACCAAACCGCCAAAACGUUCGUUCACAGUUCGCUUACCGAUUCUAUUCGUCGAUUAUUCGCGUUCGAUAGAGCAAAUCUGCUUUUAAGCUAUGUAAGUUUCCCUGUUUCCCUGUCAUUGGAACAGCGUUUGUCAUCGCUUUCAUUGUCGGUUUGAUCGAUUUCGGACGAUUAGUUUUUUCCACUCGCUUUCACGUAUAUCUCCACUACGGCCAACACGCGUUACGUACUUAAUUUAAGCGAAACAUAGAAUGUUUCCGCCUCUGAUCUCCCGCCUUUGUGGCUUGUACUUAGAAACAAAACUGGUUGUCCCGAGAGCUUGUUCGUUUCGUUCGAGAGACAGCGUUUGCGCGGUGGUCGUCGCCCCUUUGCAUCUUGGAUCCUUGGCUCGCGGUUCAUAAGUACACGCUGGAAUUUCCACGGUGACGGGAAAAUGCGAGAGGGAGAGAUACGUGACGAUAUAAGUAUAACGCUAAUCGAAAUAACGAGGAAACGGUGGUUUCCUCUUCGAUCGUUUCCCGAUUACGCUUACACGUUCACUACCAAACUCAUACUGCCAAAUAUGUUCACUAUACCGAAUGUAAUUUGUUACCUGUUACGUGCGUAAAAUGUUUGUUCUCGGAUAUUUUAUUGGGAAUUUUAAAAUAUCGUUGCACUCUCUACGUUGUUUUACCGCGCCAUGUUGUACACGCUGCGAGAUAGAAUACUUAAUAUAUUUAAAUACAGCUAAGCGUUCACUCAUACAUAUAUAUAUAUAUAUAUAUAUAUAUAUAUAUAUAUAUAUAUAUACACACACACACACAUAUACAGAGAUACCGUUUAUCUUUAGUUUUUUUUUUUUUUUUUUUUUGAGAUUGGUGUUCAUUCGAGGUAAUCGAUUCCGAUGGUAUGAACGGUCUCGGUACUCGAAGCAUCCAAAGAAUUUACAUUAAAUUCUCGGGCAAAAGCGUAGCGAAGGAUCAUUUCGCUUCCGGUUAAGUGGACAAAACGAUAGUACAAAGAUUAUUGAUCGAGCGAUCCGAACGGGCGGCGACUUCGACUGUAAGCGCUGCCGAAAGAAUAAUUUGAUUGCUGUUUAUUAAUCGUUGUUACCGAGCGAUUAUUAUUAAUUCUUAUGAUUACCAUUAUUAUUAUUGUUAUUAUUAUUUUCUUGGGUCCUCGCCCGGAGCCAUGUUGAAAUAAGAAACAGAAAAAAAAAAAACUUACCAUAGAUUAAUCGUCAAUGAUACUAUUAACUUUUAAGAAAAAAAAAAAAAAGAAAAAGACGGAAAGAAGGAAGAAAAGAAAGAAACGGAGAGGUUGCGGUGCGCGUCAGAUGAAAAGGAAAGGACGGGUAUCGACACGAUGACGAUGAUGAUGGUGAUAACGAUGGUGAACGAUGAAUUGCGCAUCGAUGGUGCAACCGUACUAUUAGCAAUUAUUACGCGUGUAUAACGCGCCGAUUCGAGAGCGACUAUAUUAUACACGAGUACGUUCAUCAUUGCGUAUGAGUUGUUUCUAAUAAUGAACAUCCGUUGUUAAGGUGCAAGAGUCACGGCUUUGCGAGAGUGUGAGAAAAGAAUAAAACAGCGUCUAGCGAAAGACAGGGAAGGCAAAUUAUACUAGUCACGAAUCGGAUUCAGUCGAGUAAUCAUGCUUAAAGUUUCUUCGAUCGUCGCGUGGACACGUUCGUCUUUCGAAACCGAGCGAUAUUCGAUAGAAUCGGGAUGGAAAGCUGGUAAAAGAAAAAAAAAAGAGAAAAAAAAAAGAAAGAUAAAGAAUAUUUACACGUACUCGUUAUUCAAGCCGGUCGAAGUUACCGUCGAAAGUACAUCCGAUGUAUCUUGCAAAAUCUAUCAUUUACGUUUGAAAUUCUACGUGGAACAUGUUUCCUGUGUGAUAAUUGUUAUCUCAGUUAGCGCGUUAAGUAUGAACGUGAGACGUAUGCGUAUGAGCGUAGAUGACGAUUUCGUUGAAAGCUAAAGAGAUCGCGGAGCUGCAAGCUGUAAAGUAUAUUUAAAGAUAUAUCACGGUAUAUAUAUAUAUAUAUAUAUAUACAUAUGGUAUUAAUUGCGUACGGUAUAGUUAAAGCAGCGACGAUAUAUAAAUACGUAUUGUCGCGUCUAAUUAUAUGUUACGGAUACAUUCUAAGAUAUUGCUACCAAAAAUUGAGGUCUCCGUGUAACCGGUAAUAUUAGCAACAAAGUUUCGACAGAACUCACGAUAAAUACAUGACAUGUGAACGCUAAGAUACACGAGAGAAUUUCAUGGAAAUAUUGUUCUAAUUAAGAUAAUUAAUUAAUCUCCGUAAGUAAGUUUAAGUGGGAUUCGUAUAUUGUAACGCAUAUAUGCAUGCAUACUCGUUAUAUACUGUUCGUUCAACUAUCGAACGAUACACGUAUGUAUAAAAUAUUUAAGGAUCGUUUAGUACGGUAUACAUACAUCGGGAGAACCCGCUCAUUCAGCGCGCGUACAUCGGCGACUAUGAAACAAGAACCGAUCAAAGAUGCGCCAAUAAUAUAUAUACGUAUCGCGAUUGAAGAACAUCCAUUUAAAAACGAAUUAAUAUAUUUGAUGCACGGAACUUGCGGUCACGAAGCGAUAUCAGAUUUUCUAUCUCAUGACACCAUGUCGAUGAUUCUUGGAUUCAUCUUCGUGUCCCGAGUUAACCGAUUGUUCUCCAAAAAAGAGAAAAGAAAAAGAAAAAAAAAAAAGAUAAACAAGAUAAAUAAUGGACACGAUUUUCCGACUCAACGCUUACUUAAAACUAUCAAGGCUCAAGUACAUUUUCCUCGAUGUUACCUAGCUAUGAGAGGAUUUGUCUUCGAUUUGGUUAGAUUUUACAAAUUUAGCAGCGAACGUCACGACCUGGUGUUCCGAGAAAGGAAAGGUAUACACCGAUACUCGUUAGAGAUUAAAAUUCAUAACUGCAUACGGGUUGCGUCUACUUUUCAUACCCUUGUAACUUUCUAUGUAUAGGGAAGAGGUUCAUCAAAGGAAGCUAACCGAACGUGAUAUUAAGACAUAAAAAGAAAUUAUAUAAAAGAAAAAAAAAAAAGUGUGAGUAGCGAAGCAAACGCGCCUUGCAAUCGAGAAGCAAUCGCUCCGAAGCUGCGAGACAAUUGUAGAAAGAAAAAAAAAAACGAAAAAAAAAAAACGUUUAUGUCGCGACACAGGAACUCUUGUCCUGCGUCUAUCGAUGGGAUUUAACCACAGAUUACGAAGACUCGAAAUUGGCGCGGUUCAAGAUCGCCGGGUACUGCCUAACGUUUCGAGAUAUCGCUCUCUUCGGGUCUUCGUGCACCUACGAUUGUUGCUAUCGAGUAAGAUAAAUUACGAUGUACUUAAUUCUAUUACGAUGACAUUAAUUAUUAGAUCUUCAAAGUGUUACCGUUAAUAACAUACGAUCUACGUCAAUAUAUAGCUGUCGAGAGGCCUGUCAAUGUACCAUUACAGCAAGACGAAGCGAGAAACGAUCCAAAGGUCGCUUCGCCUUGUGCAAGCUCACAAUCCACGAUGCUAUCUACAACCACUGGUUUACUAGAUUGCGAUGCACUCGAACGGUAAACGACACUAGCGUUUAGACGUGGAGAAGAAAAGAAAGAGUUCGGCGAUGAGCUCGAGCUUGUCUAACCUUUUCUUUCUUUCUUUCUUUUUUUUUUUUGCUGAUUCCUUGCAUUUGACCGAAUGUAAGAAUUAAUAAUCGCCGAAGGCUUUUCAUUUAUCGUAGCGAUUCGCGCAGAGGAACGAUCGCGCGUUGGUGCUCUUGUCUUAACACGAGCCUCUACCGUAGCUUAAAAUAACGUAACGUGGAAAACGACGACACCUCGGUUGGCCGUCGAUUAGGUGAAAAUUUGCCUCUCGACGAGUUUUUAAUACCGACACAAGCUUUCGAUCCGAUUUCAUCGCGAUACUCGCCUCCGAUUUCGAAGACUCGGACGUAAAUUUUGGCGGCAAGAUGUUUAGGCAUGGACACCUGGUACCGACUCGAAGCAAAAUGGUAUGGCUGUUGACAUCAUUAUGCUUGAAAUGUGUUAUGAAAAAUAAACAGAAUGUACAAAAAAAUA
This is a messenger RNA of Hylaeus volcanicus, 7829 nucleotides long. Its product is annotated as sodium/potassium-transporting ATPase subunit beta-2. Gene Ontology annotation, cellular component: sodium:potassium-exchanging ATPase complex. The coding region runs from base 260 to 1207 and encodes 315 amino acids. Gene Ontology annotation, molecular function: ATPase activator activity. The transcript is spliced from 5 exons. The record is from RefSeq and is a predicted model, not a curated record. NCBI's taxonomy places the organism in Eukaryota, Metazoa, Arthropoda, Insecta, Hymenoptera, Colletidae. Gene Ontology annotation, biological process: intracellular potassium ion homeostasis; intracellular sodium ion homeostasis; potassium ion import across plasma membrane.